CUGGUCGCUCGAUCGCCCGCCUCGUCAGUCAGUGGAGGAGUUAGCGGUCGUCAGAGGCGUUUCUGGCUCGCUGAGAAGGCUGGAGGAGCUGGGGCGGAUCGACGAGGGCCCCCUUCCUUCCCCACACGCCCCGGCCACACUCCGACAUGGCGGCUAGUGAUACAGAGCGAGAGACAGUAGCCCCAGAUACAUCAUCUCCUGAUAGAGAGAAGAAAAAGGAACAUUCAGAUACAUCUAGUUCACCUAGAACUUCAAAACAUCAUUACUCAAGGUCACGUUCGCGAUCGAGAGAGCGAAAACGGAAGUCAGAUAAUGACGGGAAAAAAUACAGAAGCCGGAGCAGAAGCAAAGAGGCAAGAAGACAUGGGUCCAAAGAGAAGUCCUCCAAGAAGCACAAGUCUGAAGACCAUAAUGACAAAGAACACUCUUCUGAUAAAGGCAGAGACAGCCUGAAUACCUCUGAAAAUGGUGAGGAGCGACACAAGCGUAAAGAGCGGAAAUCCUCCAGAGGACGGAGUCAUUCACGAUCCCGAUCUCGUGAAAGACAUCAUCGAAGUAGAAGCCGUGACAAAAAAAAGUCACGAUCUCGAAGCCGAGAUAGAAAGCGGCGAGUAAAAUCACGUUCUAGAUCAAAAUCUAAACACAGGCAUAGAAGCCGGAGCAGGAGCCGAACUCGAAGCAGAAGCAGAGAAAGAAAGAAGAGACCUGAAAAACCCAGGAGAUUCAGCAGAAGUCAUAGCCGAACUCCUAGUCCUCCGCCCUUUAGGGGACGAAAUACAGCAAUGGAUGCCCAGGAAGCAUUGGCCAGACGAUUGGAAAGAGCAAAAAAGCUUCAAGAACAGAGAGAGAAAGAACUGGUUGAAAAACAGAAGCAACAGGAAAUGGCAGCUGCGGCUGCUGCCACGAGUGGUUCGGUCAUCAAUGUUGCAGCCCUUUUGGCCUCUGGGACGCAAGUCACUCCUCAAAUAGCGAUGGCAGCUCAGAUGGCAGCUCUGCAAGCAAAGGCCCUGGCAGAGACUGGAAUCGCUGUACCCAGCUAUUAUAAUCCAGCAGCAGUGAAUCCUAUGAAGUUUGCUGAACAGGAGAAAAAGCGGAAAAUGCUGUGGCAAGGCAAAAAAGAAGGGGAUAAAUCACAAUCUGCAGAAAUCUGGGAGAAACUGAACUUUGGAAAUAAGGACCAAAAUGUCAAAUUUAGAAAGCUCAUGGGUAUUAAGAGUGAGGAAGAAGCUGGUGGUAGUUCAGUGGAUGAAGAAAGUUAUAAGACUUUAAAACAGCAGGAAGAAGUAUUCAGAAAUCUAGACGCCCAAUAUGAAAUGGCGAGGUCACAGACGCACACCCAAAGAGGAAUGGGCUUGGGAUUUACAUCUUCAAUGCGAGGAAUGGAUGCUGUUUGAAAACACUUAAAGCGUGGGACUGACUUUGUCAAAGAUUCUUGUUCAGAUAUUGGGUCCUUGUUCACCAAAAGCUAGCAUUCUAGCUUGCAUGGGUGUUGCAUUGACUUUAAUUUAUUGACAUUACAAUUUUUGUAAAUAUCAGAUCAGUGAUAACUGGUGUUCCAUGUUGUAAUCAGGUUAUACUCACUUCCGUUAUACUUGACAGAGCUACAGAAGGACAACGCUUUUAGUUCUGCCUUUCAAAACAGAGCAGGUGAGGGUAAACUCAUACAUGGAUAUUUUGUGUCCACUGUCUUGUGUACUUUUGUACUUUAACCUUGUACAGUUAUUUUCAACUCUUGAAACAUAAAAAAACAUUGUGUAGGUGUUAUCUAGCAGACUGGGUCAGUGGGCAGUGCAAAAACCUAGUUAAUAAAAAUGUUUUUUCUCAGA
This is a messenger RNA of Hemicordylus capensis (graceful crag lizard), 1826 nucleotides long. It is a transcript of the gene RSRC2, whose product is annotated as arginine and serine rich coiled-coil 2. The transcript has 10 exons. The record is from RefSeq and is a predicted model, not a curated record. Lineage: Eukaryota; Metazoa; Chordata; Lepidosauria; Squamata; Cordylidae. The coding region runs from base 147 to 1394 and encodes 415 amino acids.